AUGAACACUCUUUGCUAUGAUGCACAAAACGUUCGUAAAUGUUGUGAUCCCUUCAAACAACAUCGAAAACCUUGUAGAAAAAGUCUUCGAAAAGCAACAGAGGCGCUUGCAAUAAAAUCAUCUCAUAAUGUAAAACCAGGAGAAAUGUUUUGCAUUUCUUGUCGAAUGAAAAUAGGCAAACUAUCUCCAUCAAAUUCAACUUCACAACCACCACCCGCACCGCCAUCCUCGUCUUCAUCAUCUGAAAAUGUCGUAACCGGCGAGUCGUUGAAUCAAAUAUUUUUGGCUGCCGGCUGUUCACCUUUAAGAAUAAGAAAAAUAAGCUCAAGUAACAAAGUACCGUACAUGAAGAAAAAAGUUCGCAAUGCAGUAGAGUUGUUAUGCAAAAAAUCAGCCAGGUUGGUUGAAAAGGAUAAAAAUAUUUUUCAAACACCAAAAAAAGUUUUGAAUUGUAAACAUUGCGAUGGUUUCAAAAAUAUUAUGGAGGAAUUAAAAGUAAAAUUUUUUUCAAGCGAUUAUCGUCACAGACAACAAAUUUUAACUCUAGUCCCACCAUCAUGGACCCUCUCAAGAACUGCUUCAUUUUUUUCAUGUUCAAAACAUCUUGUUAUUAAAAGUAGGAAAUUGAAAAGAGAAUCAGGCAUUUUAUCACUACCACAUAAGAAAAAAGGUAAAACUAUUGACGAGCACACAACACAAUCUGUAAUCGAUUUCUACAAUCAACAAGAAAUUUCUAUCUGCUGCCCUGGAAAGAAAGAUUUUGUCACUGUUACAGAAGGUCAGCAAAAAGUAUACCAUCAGAAAAAAAUUUUACUUGCAAAUAUUAAAGAAAUUUAUUUUGAAUUCGUUAAACAAAAGAAUUUAAAAAUUGGUUUUUCAACUUUUUUCAAACUGCGUCCACCAUGGUGUGUAACUGUUUCAUCGCCUGGAGCACAUCGAGUGUGCAUCUGUGAAUAUCAUCAAAAUAUCAAACUUAUGCUUGAAAGUGUGCCAUUAAAUCAUUGCUACAAAUUUUGGCUGGAAAAAUUAGUGUGCAAUAUAAAUUCAAGAGAAUGUAUGUUACACAGAUGUGAGGAAUGCCCAGGAAAACUGAGCGUCGAAAAUAACUUAAGAGCGAUUUUCGAAGAAGCUGGAAUUUCAAUUGACAACACAAUCAGUUUUUAUCAAUGGUCCCAUGAUGAUAAUCGCAGUUCAUUGAUUUCCGUACAGGAUACAGUUGACAGUUUCAUUGAAAGAUUUUCGCAAAAACUUGACGAGUUGUCAUCGCAUCAUUACAUAAGCAAAGAACAAUCGAAAUAUCUUAGCGAUUCUAAAGAAAAUUUAAAAAAUUCGGAGUGUAUUGCUUUAAUGGAUUUUGCUGAAAAUUAUUCGGUGAUAAUACAGGAUGCAAUCCAGAGUCAUCAUUGGAGCAACACGCAAGUUACUCUUCACCCAAUUGUUCUUUAUUACAGAGACGAUGAAAACUUAUCUGUCAAAAGCGUUUGCAUGAUUAGCGACUGUCUCGAUCACAAUGUUUCCGCUGUUUAUGCUUUUCAAAAACAUUUAAUUAACUAUGUAAAACAAAACCUGAAAAACGUUACUUUAAUUAAAUAUUUUUCUGAUGGUGCGGUAAGUCAAUACAAAAAUUACAAAAAUUUUUCUAAUUUAAUUCAUCAUAAAGAGGAUUUUGGAUUAAAAGCAGAAUGGCACUUUUUUGCAACUUCUCAUGGAAAAAGUCCUUGCGAUGGAAUUGGAGGGACAACAAAAAGAUUGGUUGCAAGAGCAAGUUUGCAGGCAUCAACAAAAGAUCAGAUAUUGAACGCCAGAGAUUUUUACACAUACGCUGAUGCGAAAAUAAAUGGUAUUAAAUUUUUUUGGGUAGACAAAAAACAAAUUAAAGAUCUGCUAGGAAUGCUUGAAAAAAGAUUUAGGUCAGCAGAUAAAAUAAAGGGUUGUCGAAGUCAUCACUCAUUUAUUCCAGACAAAAAUGAUCAACUUUUGAUGAAACGUUUGUCUUCGGAUUUAUUUGGAUACAAUUUUAAUAAAAAUGAAAGUGAAGACAACAAUGAUGAUUACGAGCCGGGUCGAUUUGUAGCUUUGGUCUAUGAUAAGAAAUGGUAUUUAGGAAACAUUAUAGAAAGAGAUGAUAAAAAUGAUGAUUUAAAAGUUAACUGUCUGAAGAAAUUUAAAGAAAAUAUUUUUUAUUGGCCUAAAAAUGUAGAUAUUUGCUAUGUACCAUUUAAACAUAUUUUGAUUCUUAUACCUGAUGAUAACAUUUCUUAUGUUGGAAAAAUUUACAUAACUCUUCCUGAAACUGUUUUUGAACACAUUAGCACGUUGUAUAAUAAUUUUAAAUUGAAAAAAAUAAAAAAAAUUGACACUUGA
Messenger RNA from Helobdella robusta, 2364 nucleotides. RefSeq lists its product as hypothetical. The record is from RefSeq and is a predicted model, not a curated record. The transcript has 2 exons. Lineage: Eukaryota; Metazoa; Annelida; Clitellata; Rhynchobdellida; Glossiphoniidae. The coding region runs from base 1 to 2364 and encodes 787 amino acids.